UAUUUCUUCCUUCACAUGAAUUCUCACUUCAUUGACUCAUCAUUUCUCUUUCGAGUCUUCUCCAUUUUCAAAUUCUUUCCCAAUUAUCACCGCCGUCGUCCACCACCAUCGCCGCCGCCAUAACCACCGUCACAUAAUGAAGUAACCUGUUAACCCCAUUAGAGGUUUUUUUUCUUCUUAGCUACCAAAAUGGGUUGUUGUGUUAGCAGUGGUAACAGCAAACUAUUACCUCCGACUCUAUCCAAUUCUUCACAACAGAGUGAAGAAGAAACAGUGAAAGAAGUGCUCUCUGAAACUCCCAGAAUAGCAAAAUCAAAUCUCUACGCUAAUGAAAAUAGCCCCAAAAAAUCCUCACCCAUAUCGAAAUUUCCCAAUACUAUGGAAGAAAUUUACCAUAAAAAUCACAUUAUGAAGAAAACCAUUACCUCUAAUUUCAACCAUCCUGAUGAUCUCUCUGAAGAAGUAUCCGAGAUCUGCAGCAGUACUCUCAGUGAGGCGGCAACGGUAACAGAGAAGCGAUAUGCAGCUGAAGAUGACGCUACUGAAGUCCGGCAACGGUCACCGGCGAAGUACCGAAACGGUUCUUUUCAGAGAAGUGUUGGAAACUCGCCGGCGAGAAGAUCCGAUCCAUCUCCGGGUCGGGUGAGAUCCGGAUCCGGAAGGGAAUCUCGGGUACCGAGGAAGGAUAAUGGGGAAUGCUCUAGUAGGAGAUCGAGGUCACCGGCGAUGAGGACGGAGAAUGGAGGAUACGGGUCGGGUUUAGGGAGGAGCCCAUCGGUGAGGAAAACGGGUAAGUCGCCGGGAAGGGUGAGAUCCGAAUUGGGUGAUCGGAUCCGGAAGAUGGAUGAGAGAGAUGGAAAUGGAGAAAAUAAGUGGCCACCGACAAAUGGAAAUGAAUCACUUGAAAAUCCACUUGUGUCAUUGGAAUGUUUCAUUUUUCUUUAAAUUAAUAAUUAAUGUUGGUAGCUUUAAUGUAAUCUUUGGUGAAAAGUUGCUAUAAUAUUAGAUUUUGACAUUAACAUGAUGCUGUUUAUGAUUGAGGAA
This is a messenger RNA of Solanum dulcamara, 1044 nucleotides long. RefSeq lists its product as uncharacterized. The coding region runs from base 190 to 945 and encodes 251 amino acids. Lineage: Eukaryota; Viridiplantae; Streptophyta; Magnoliopsida; Solanales; Solanaceae. The record is from RefSeq and is a predicted model, not a curated record. The transcript has a single exon.